UCCUGGCUUGUCGUCCAUCGGGGCCCUUGCGACGUACUCGUCCACCCGAACACUGGCAAUGCACUCAGAGAUCACACAGAGUUGGCGACAUGGAUUGGAAGGAGAUGGCCAUUGUAUGAGGAGUGUCUUAGCCCUACUCGUACUACGUCGUAGUUGAAGAGAUACUGCAUUCUCAACUGACAUUAUUCAUUAGCUACACUUGCUACAGUAUCUGACGCUGGCUCGUAUUCACACGACUAUUUACCGACUUCAGGCAGUGCUGUUGCCUCGUUAAUGAAGGGAGCCUACCGGAAUGGACAUGUUUAGUAGUUAAAGAGGCAGAGGAGUAUGCAGCUAUGUUAGUAGACUAGCUACUCAAUGUGUAGACUAGCACUUCGUCAAUGUUUUCUGGUGCUCGUUCUAGUGCUUGCUACUGCAAAUUUUCGUGUCUAGUUCGCGUUCGGACCAGAAAAAGCCGAACUGGACCGCGGCAUCAUGCCAUCGAGGCUCUGGAGAUUGCAUCAAGAGGUAGGGUGUUAGCGAGGUGUGAGUGCAAGGGUCUCUCCGAGCUCAAGGAGGCAUAUGACGCACUCAAACAAUGCAAAGUAGCGGGGAGAAUCAUCUUGGAGAUGUCAAACUGAACAUCUAAUGUAGUCACAAGAUACUUAUAGAGUCAAAGCCAAGCCAAAUGUAUAUUGUACUUGCACGCAUGUCCAAAUUGGUGUAUACUAUCAUUCCCAAGUCUUCUCUUCAAGUCCUCCUCCUGAACACCAGGGGAAGGCGGGUU
Molecule: messenger RNA, 766 nt
Organism: Suillus subaureus
Lineage: Eukaryota; Fungi; Basidiomycota; Agaricomycetes; Boletales; Suillaceae
Exons: 3
Coding region: 381-620 (79 amino acids)
Source: RefSeq, a predicted model, not a curated record